Molecule: messenger RNA, 1137 nt
Organism: Syzygium oleosum
Lineage: Eukaryota; Viridiplantae; Streptophyta; Magnoliopsida; Myrtales; Myrtaceae
Product: putative disease resistance protein RGA3
Exons: 3
Coding region: 1-1137 (378 amino acids)
Source: RefSeq, a predicted model, not a curated record
AUGGCGGAAGCUGUCCUUGGGAGCAUUGCUGGAGAGAUCGUUGCUAAUCUGGUUCCUAGAGCACUAGAAGACGUUCGAAAUUUAUGGGACGUCAAGCAUGAACCGGAGGUGCUCAGGGACACUCUCUUGCUUUGCAAACUUGGGGAGCUAAAUGGGCUUGAUAACAUUCGGGGAAGCCUUAGCAUUGAAAAUUUGGGCCACGUAAUAGAAGUAGCUGAAUUCAAGGCUGCAAACUUGAUAGGGAAGCAUUCUCUGGAAUCUUUGGAACUUCAAUGGGGUUGUCUCGAUACUGAUGAUGCAGUAAUUGGGGACAAAGAUGAAGCUCUAGUGGAUGGACUGAGGCCCCCCUCAAAUCUGCAAAGCUUGACGAUCGAUGGAUAUAAAGAUCAUUCAUCCACUUUAACAACACCAUUUUCUAGUCUAUUGAGAUUAUGGAUCGGUUAUUGUGAAAACUUGAAACUCAUGCCACUAGCUACACAUCUUGAGGAGUUAACUCUGAGUAAGGUCAACCCAAAGUUGAUAAAUCAGAUAUUUGGCCUUAAUAAGUUGAAGAGUCUAUAUAUCUUGGAGAUGGAGUUUCUAGAGUGUUUGCGAGAGGAGUGUUUGCAAAGUCUUACUUCACUUGAAUUUCUUGGCAACUAUCAUUGUCCUCGGUUAGCUUGCCUCUCACUUAGUAUGCAAUAUCUGUCGAACCUUGCGCAUCUCUCUUUUCAGUACCGUGAGAAGCUCGAUUUAUCCAAAGACAAAAGUGACAACAUCUUGGAUUUACAAGGACUCGAGAGUCUCCUGUCAAUGGACAUCCUUGAUGUUCCCAAACUAGCAUCUCUCCCACAGUGGCUUCUACAGGUCAGGAAUCUCGAGUGGCUUUCUAUUAAAAAGUGUUUAAAUUUGAAGGCUUUACCGGAGCAAAUUGAGACCCUUCAAUCACUCCAACCGCUUGAAAUCAUCCGGUGCCCCUCGUUGACAUCAUUACCAAAAGCAAUGCGAAGGCUUACAAUGCUUAUUCACCUAAAGAUCGCAGGUUGCCCAGAUUUGGAGGAGAGGUGCAAGAAAGAAGCAGUCGAGGACUGGUACAAGAUUGCUCAUAUUCCGCACAUAACUCACAAGCUCGAAUAUUACUAUGAACACUACUUAUGA